AUGGCUUUCCUUCCUCCUUGGGCCUCUGCACUAGUUGGCUGCAUUUCUGUUUCUUUAGCAGGAGCUUUCAAUCUCUCAGAUCUGCAUCCCCCGCUGUGGAAUAAGAGCCCUGGUCAGUUCAGUGAUUACAGGGUGGAGAAUGGAAAGUACAUUAUUGAUCCCUGGGUAUAUCCUAAGAGAAUGGGGAUGUAUAAAAUCCUCUUGAACAAAACAGCCAGUUAUUUUGAAAAAUUUGCACCAGAUAAUGAAUUAAAUCUUUUUUGGGGAUUGCCUUUGCAGCAUGGCUGGCAAUAUACUACAGGCAGAUUAGUUGAUCCCAGCCAAAGGACAGACUGUGGCUAUGAAUCUGGAGAUCAUUUGUGUAUCUCUGUGGACAGCUGGUGGGCUGAUAUGAAUUACUUUCUAAGUGCACUACCCUUCCUGGCUGCAGUUGAUUCUGGCAUAAUGGGGAUAUCAUCAGAUAAAAUCACGCUUUUGCCACCACCCAAGGAUCAGACAAAGUUUUGUCUUAAUAUUUCCAGUUGUCAGUCAUCAUUUCCCAAGACAAUGAGCAAGUGGAAUGCCCUUUACAAGCAAUUGCAGUCACUUUCCAGUAGCUUUGAUGACUUGAUUAAGUACUUAUGGGAUGCACACAUUUCAGCCUUGAAAGAUGCUUACAAAAUUUUUGAAGAUAGGUUGGAUUAUUAUUCUAAACCAGAAGGAGAUUUUGGAAGAGAUUGGUAUGUGUCUUUGGACUAUUUAGCUGCAGCCUACUUCCCUACAACAAUUAUUACAGUAACUGAGUUCCAGAAGGCCCUACCACCACGAGUCCUUGUUGACUCAGAUAGAGCCCCCUUCAUCAGUAACUUUACCGACCUUCAGAACACCGUCUUGCUUGGUCUAAAUCUUCUUCACCAAGUGGAUGACGCUACAGGUUCACUGUCUUUGGCUGUAUGGAAAAUUUUAAUGAAGACAGAGGUUGCAAGGAAAAUAGCUCUAAAGAUUUUUGAAACAAUACUUGCAGCAUUCCAACAUUUCUGAAAAAGAUUAAUGAAUUAAAUAUGAGCAAUUCUGAUUGAACAACAGUAAUUUCAAAAUUGAACACUAUCACAAUCAUAUAAUUUAGAAUUUCAAUGGGAAUUUAGUAAACAAAUCCAUUCAUCCAAUCACUUGAACAAGUUAAUAGUUCUCUUAAAAAUAAAAUGCUUUGAAUACUCCAGUG
This is a messenger RNA of Sus scrofa (pig), 1201 nucleotides long. RefSeq names its product protein LEG1 homolog. The record is from RefSeq and is a predicted model, not a curated record. Lineage: Eukaryota; Metazoa; Chordata; Mammalia; Artiodactyla; Suidae.